Rubroshorea leprosula is the source of this 2898-nucleotide messenger RNA. The record is from the annotation of a GenBank genome assembly. NCBI's taxonomy places the organism in Eukaryota, Viridiplantae, Streptophyta, Magnoliopsida, Malvales, Dipterocarpaceae.
GAUCAGAGGUUUUCUCAUGUCUUCCAUUUUCCUUCACUUUCCCAAUAACCAAACAGACCCAAGAAUUUUUCUUCCCAGUGAAGCAACGGCUUUAUUCUCCUCUACUUCCCCAGAAAGCAAAACCCAUGAAACCAAGUUAAUCUGAAAACCCUGCAAAAUUUCGGCGAUGGAUUUCAACGAACUGGAGGCGAUGGAGGGUCUGCGGUGGUCGUGGCACUCAUGGCCGACGACCAAAACCGAUGCCACAUCCCUCAUCAUCCCGCUGUCUGUUAUGUGCACUCCGUUAAUGCAAUCCGCCGAGCUCCCGCUCCUGCCUUACGAUCCCCUUCUCUGCUCUCACUGCAGCGCCGUUUUGAACCCCUUUGCCCGCGUCGACUACACCACCCGCAUCUGGUCCUGUCCAUUCUGCUUCCACAGGAAUCCCUUUCCCCGCUCCUACUCCAACCUCGGCGAAUCCAGCCUCCCGGCCGAACUCUUCCCCACCUACAACUCAGUCGAGUACGCUAAAAACAACUAUAACGUUAAUUCCGGUGGAGGUGUGGGGUUGUCAAGGUCGUCCUCUUCGUUGAUGUCAAUGUCAUCGGUAGUAUCGACGCCACGGGAAGCGAGAGGGUUAGUAGGGCCGGCAUUUGUUUUUGUGUUGGAUGCGUGUAUGGAGGAGGAGGAGCUGAGAGCAGUUAAGAGGGAGUUGCUGCUUAUAGUAGAGCAGCUUCCAGAGAACGCAUUGGUGGGUUUGGUUGCUUUUGAUGCCAUGGUGAAGGUAUAUGAUCUUGGGUUUUCCGACUGUUCCAGGGUCGUCCUAUUCCCUGGCGAAAGGGAGCUGUCUUCAGAGCAGGUACGCACAUUUCUUGGUAUUGAUGGUACAAAGCAACAGCAACUUGCAAAGAAUCCAUUUCUCCGAAAUCAAAGUUUUUUGCUACCUGUUUCUGAAUGUGAAUUCAACAUCACAACUGCAAUUGAGGAGCUCUAUUGUUCUAUGAGGGUUGUGCCAGGCCAUCGCCCUCAAAGAGCAACUGGAGCGGCAAUAUCAACUGCACUUGGACUUCUAGAAGGUUGCUUAUGUAACACAGGUGCUAGGAUCAUGGUCUUCACAUCUGGACCUGCAACUCUAGGUCCUGGAAUCAUUGUAGACUCUGAUCUCCGUAUUGCCAUUAGAAAUCACAGAGAACUCAUCAAUGGUCACGCACCUUACUACAGAAAGUCUUGCAGCUUUUAUAAGAGAUUGGUGCAGAGAUUAUCUGAUUCAUCCGUUAUUCUUGAUCUGUUUGCAUCCUCUCUUGAUCAAGUUGGAGUGGCGGAGCUAAAAGCUCCUGUUGAGAGUUCAGGUGGCUUCAUGAUGCUUGGGGAAUUAUUUGAGUCGGAUCAAUUCAGAAAAUGCAUGCGGCAUAUAUUUAGUCAUGAUCAAGAGGGCAAUUUGCAGAUGUUUUUUGAUGCAACCAUUGAGAUAGUGACCACUAAAGAUGUGAAAAUUUGUGGAGCUCUUGGACCUUGUGUUUCUCUUCAGAGAAAGAACAGUUCAGUGAGUAACAAUGUAAUUGGGGAAGGUGGUACCCAUCUAUGGAAGUUGUGCACACUGACAAACAAAACAUGCUUUGCUUUUUUCUUCCAAGUGGCAGAUGAGCAGAAGCCUCAACCUGGAUCUGUGUUUCUAGUACAAUUUAUAACCCGUUAUCAACAUGGGAGCAUGGGGAUCCGGAAGAGAGUGACAACUACUGCUAGAAGAUGGGUUGCAAAGCAGUCACCAGAAAUUGCGGCUGGCUUUGAUCAAGAAGCAGCUGCUUCAAUCAUGGCAAGACUUGCCAUCCACCGAGCAGAAACCUGCACUGCUACAGAUGUUGUCAGAUGGUUGGACGACACACUUGUACGUUUUGCUUCAAAGUUUGGAGACUAUGUGCAAGAAGAUCCAUCAUCUUUCCGCCUUUCCUCAAAAUUCUCUCUUUAUCCUCAGUUUAUGUUCUAUUUGAGGAGGUCACAAUUUAUUGAUGUUUUUAACACAACUCCUGAUGAGACUGCAUUUUUCCGGUUGAUGCUCAAUCGCGAAGGAGUAAUGGACUCUAUUGUCAUGAUUCAACCUACACUUCUACAGUAUUCAUUUGAUGGGCCUCCGGUUCCAGUUCUCUUAGAUGUUCGCUCCAUAUCUCCGGAUGUCAUUUUACUGUUUGAUUCUUUCUUUUGUGUGGUUAUUCAUUAUGGAUCUAAGAUUGCUCAAUGGAGGAAGCUUGGUUAUGACAAAGACCCAAAUCAUGAGAAUCUGAGAAAGUUAUUGGAAGCCCCAGUGCUAGAUGCAGAACAAUUGACGGCAGAUCGAAUUCCAGCACCAAAGCUUAUAAAAUGUGACCAGCAUAGUAGUCAGGCAAGAUUCCUUCUUGCCAAGCUGAAUCCAUCUGUAACUCAGGAUUCAACCUACACAGAAGGAUCAGAUAUCAUAUUUACUGAUGAUUUGAGCUUACAAGUUUUCAUAAACCACUUGCAGGCUCUUGCAGUGCAGUCAUAAAAUGACUGCAAUUUUGUAUAGGAUUUUUAUUUCAAAGGCAGUAAUAGAGAGAAGAACAAGAAAAGGGAAAACUGGAAACCAUCCUCUGUGCAUUGCUUCCUUGGGUAAAGGAUGUUAUAUUAUUAUCCAAAAGUUGGCAGGUACAUCCUCAUACAUUUUUCUGCUUUCAAAUUUUGAAAUGAGAGCUAUAUAGAUUGUAGUUUUGGUCUUCUUGUAUGGCUACUUAAAGUCGAUGGAAGGCAGCUUGGGUUCUAUGUUAUGACCAAAAUCGCAGUCGCUUCAUUGUAGUUUACCGGCCAGGAGAUUCCUGUGGAACCUGUGUUCUGUUAUGAGUUACAGAGUGUAUGACUGUUUUUCUGCAUUUUGUAUGAUAUGAUGAAAAUGAAGAAAGUUUGAGCUUUAAG